AGAGAGGGACUUUUUUGUGGAGCUUUGGGAUGUUUGUGGGCAUGAACGCUACAAAGACUGCAGAUCUCUUUUUUAUUCACAAGUAAAUGAGAAUGGGAGGUGGAGUGCGCUCAUAUCAAGCUCGGAAGGGAGACAAGUUAGUCGCCAUGUGAGUCGAAGUGUUAUAAACAAAACUCAACCCAAUGCAAACAUUUUGUCCAUUGCGUAGGUUUGCCAUUAAUAAAAUACCGCAAAUACGUUUUCAAAUGAAUGGUUUGGCCAUGGGUUUGCAGACUCCUUCUCAACGUUGUACCUGGUAGUCGAAAAAUUUCGCGCUAGAAUAUGCUUUGGAAUACCUUAUCACGGUUCGACACGAUUGAUGAUGGAAACCCAUGAAGUCUUACAACCUCUUUAAAAAUAGGGCAACUACUGUGUAACCCGAGAAAGGAUGUGUUAAAGAGAAUGAAAUAGGCGUAUUUAGUCCACCAUUACCUGCAUUUCCUUAUGACUAUCCUAGGUGGGACACCCCUCCUGUUACCCUAGAUGUUCCUAGUACAUUUUCAUCUCAUGGAUUUCCUCAGUAUGAUAAAUUCUUAAGGAGUGCAAAGUUGUAUCUUUUUUCGGAUUGCUUCCUCUUACCAUUGGAAGUCUGGAACUACUCGAGCCAGAAGAAGCCAGAGUAGGAACAACUCUACUGAAGCAAAAGCACUGCCCGGGACCUUCACUUAGCAUACUACCACGUCCCCCAUAGGGAAGGAUGCCAUAUGACCCCGCAUGAUAAGAUGUGAAUGUUUCUUAAGAAAAAGAAUUAAUCACGCCAAGGGGAAUCCGUAUGGUGAAAAUGUGCUAGGGAUAUCUAGAGUGUUAGGAGGGGUCUACCACCUAGGAUGAUCAUAAGGAAAUGCAGAACCCCUUGGUUGUGGUAGUCAUAGAUGAGAUACAUGCCUCUUUGUUGUUCAAAGUCUCUCUCAGCUGAGGCAUAAUCCCUUUCCGCCGAUUCAUACCUCAUUUGAGUCAUGCCUACAUGGAGACGAUCAAUGGACUCAAGUAGAUCGACAUUCGAUGGGUGGGGUGGAAUAGGACGGUGUCAGCCGGUGGUCUAGGGAGAACCGGUGCACAGAGGUAACAAUCAAAGUUUUCUGCAGUGGAAGGCAGAAGAUGGUGGAGGAUGAAACGACGGUUGUUUUCCACCAUAUUUGGCCAUUAAUCUCUUCAAGCCAUUUCGAUCUAGCGAGGUGGUCCUUAGUGAUGAGGUAGUCAGGGUAUGAAUCAGGUGGAGUAAGGCCAAGGUUUAGGCAAGCCUCGAUGUGGGAAACUAAAUGUCCUAUGGUAAAGUGUAGUCCAAACCCUCACAAAGACUCUAAUGGCGUGGUGAUAAAUCAAAGUUGCUUUCAAACCAGCUGCAGUCCUUGCAUUUAAAGUGUAGGGCAAAACCCUCACAAAGAUUCUAAUGGUGGGGUGAUAAAUCAAAGUUGCUUCUUUCAAAAUGCAUAUUGAUUUGAAUAAAAUGCAGAAAAGCUUGAUCACUGACUUAUGGCUGCAUGUAGCUUAUUUAUUCUCUUAUUUUGUACAAUUGUUCCCGCCGUAGCUCUACUUUACUGUAGCUCAUCGUGCUUGUGCGUUGUAACCAUUAAUAAGUUUAGAUUUGAAAGGAAUUCAAAUAGUUCUGCUUUUGUGGCCAUUUUUAUUGCCAACUAUUUCCAAUCUCCAAUGUGUUUAACCGAAGGUAUUAUUUUUGUAUAUGAUGUCACCCAAAAGAGAACUAAAUUAAACCUUCAAAAAUGGGCUGCUGAGGUUGCUGCAAGUGGGACAUUCUCGGCUCCUCUAGCCUCCGGUGGCCCUUUUGGGCUUCCUGUUCCCUAUAUUGUAAUCAGCAACAAGGCAGAUAUUGCAGCAAAGGAGAGUGAAAUAGGCAGCAGUGGUAAUCUUGUUGAUGCAGCUAGACAAUGGGUUGAGAAGCAAGGUCUGCUAUCAUCGAGUGAGGACCUUCCCCUGACUGCAAGCUUUCCUGGAAAUUCAGCUCUUGUUGCGGCUGCGAAGGAGGCGAGAUUUGACAAAGAAGCUGUGAUGAAGUUUUUUCAUUUGCUGAUUAGGAGGAGAUAUUUUGCUGAUGCAGUACCUGCACCUUCUUCUUGGUCUUUAGCAUCUCAACGACCUAGACAGCAUUCUACUGAUAUAUUGAUUGAUGAUGAUCCUUUGCACCCAUCUACGAGCAGGUUGAGUGGCAAUAUGUACCACAAUAUUCAUCCUCCCCUUCCAGCUCAACGUAAUCUUCCACCCCCUCCGACUUUGUACCCGCAGCAGCCAGUGUCAAUUUCGGAAAACUACAGCUUCCCAAGAAUUUAUCAAAAUGUUUCGUCAGAGUACACUUAUUCCAAAUCUAAGCGGACUGAUAUUGAUGUUUGACUAUUGAUGAGUGACGGAAGUAGUGAUCAGCAGGCAGCUUGGACGUCUUCCUGGUUUCAUUUAGACUACUUCAAUCAAAAUUGUUGGUUGUUUAGCAUGUUUUCUCUCAUAUCGAAACCUUAUCGAAUCUUUUGUGAAUAGUUUUUUUUCAACAAAUUGGCUGCUGAUAGAUUCACGAAGCGAGUAGAAGAUAGAUGGGGCAACAGUUAUUCUUUCUUUGAGCCUUAAGUUGGUGUUUGUAUAUGUCUUUAACACAAAUAUAGGUUAAUGAAGAUCAAGCUUUAUUGAA
This is a messenger RNA of Amaranthus tricolor (Joseph's coat), 2674 nucleotides long. Its product is annotated as small GTPase LIP1-like. Gene Ontology annotation, cellular component: endomembrane system. Gene Ontology annotation, molecular function: GTPase activity. Gene Ontology annotation, biological process: intracellular protein transport. Lineage: Eukaryota; Viridiplantae; Streptophyta; Magnoliopsida; Caryophyllales; Amaranthaceae. The transcript is spliced from 6 exons. The coding region runs from base 1513 to 2385 and encodes 290 amino acids. The record is from RefSeq and is a predicted model, not a curated record.